Molecule: messenger RNA, 8021 nt
Organism: Catharus ustulatus (Swainson's thrush)
Lineage: Eukaryota; Metazoa; Chordata; Aves; Passeriformes; Turdidae
Gene: VPS37A
Product: VPS37A subunit of ESCRT-I
Exons: 12
Coding region: 1-1185 (394 amino acids)
Biological process (GO): ubiquitin-dependent protein catabolic process via the multivesicular body sorting pathway; protein targeting to membrane; protein targeting to vacuole
Cellular component (GO): ESCRT I complex
Source: RefSeq, a predicted model, not a curated record
AUGAACUGGCUGUUCCCGCUCGGCAAGGGCGGCGCCGCCCCCGCCUCCGCCGCGCCGCCCGCGCGCACCGGCCUCCAGCAGCAGCGGCAGCGACAGGUCGAGUCCCUGCGUGCCGCGCACGCCUCCAUUGCAGAAAUACAGAAAGAUGUGGAAUAUCGACUGCCAUUCACUGUAAACAACUUGACAAUUAAUAUUAACAUUUUGCUUCCACCUCAAUUUCCUCAGGAAAAACCAGUCAUCAGUGUUUUCCCACCUGUGAGACAUCAUUUAAUGGACAAGCAGGGAGUAUACGUGACUGGUCCAUUAAUAAAUAAUUUCACAAUGCAUUCAGAUCUUGGAAAAAUUGUUCAGAGUUUGCUGGAUGAGUUUUGGAAGAAUCCUCCGGUUCUAGCUCCUAGCUCAACAUCAUUUCCAUACCUUUUCAACAAACCAGCUGGAAUGCCUCCUUUUGCUCCUCAGGGGUUUCCGUUUCUCCCUCCAUAUCCACCUCAAGAAACAAACAGAACGAUGGCAGCCAUGCCCGUUUCUGAAUCAGUUUCUUCAAGCUACACUACAGACAAGCCUGCUGCUCCCUCCUAUGGCUUGAUUGCUGAUCUGCCACUGCCUGUUCCGACAGCAGAAGCAGUGCUUCAGGUUGGCCAGAACGGAUUUACAUACAAGAUGCCUGAUGUUCCUGAUACUUUUCCAGAACUCUCAGAACUAAGUAUAUCACAACUGACCAGUAUGAAUGAGCAAGAGGAGGUGUUACUGGAACAGUUUGUGACUCUUCCACAACUGAAGCAAGUCAUUACUGAUAGAGAUGAAUUAGUGAAAAGCAUUGAAGAGCUGGCAAAAAAAAACUUGUUGCUGGAGCCUAGUCUUGAGGCAAAAAGACAGACGGUGUUGGAUAAAUAUGAGCAACUCACACAAAUGAAAGCAGCCUUUGAAAAAAAGAUGCAAAGACAGCAUGAACUUAGUGAGAGUUGCAGUCCAAGUGCUCUGCAGGCCAGACUUAAAGUAGCUGCUCAUGAAGCUGAAGAGGAGUCUGACACUAUUGCAGAAGACUUCUUGGAAGGCAAAACAGAGAUAGAUGACUUUCUUAGUAGUUUUAUGGAAAAGAGAACGCUCUGCCACUGCAGACGAGCCAAAGAGGAAAAACUUCAACAGGCAAUAGCAAUGCACAGCCAAUUUCAUGCUCCGCUAUAGACUUCCUGCAAACUACACCUGCCAAGAGAACGAAUGAAAAACCCAAUAAAGCACACUUUUUAAUAACUAUUAUUUGCAAAUAAGCAUUUCAUCUUAUCUGGUUGUAUUUAUAGAAGAGAUUGUAUACAGAGUUGGGAUGGUUUUUGUACAAAUUAGGAUGUCUCUUUAUAUUCUCAUUGUACUCAAGAAUCCUUCUAUUGCAAACUUUGCAUUAAUUUCUUGUAUUUAUUGUUGAUAGUUAUAAUAUUUAAGUUCCCUGCUGCUAUACUCCAUUAUUCAGAGAUUAAAUAUCUAAACAUGUAAUUUUGACUAGCUUUUUACAUUUUUAUAAAAACAUAAUUCAUAUCUUUUGUAUUUUGAACUUUAACCAUAGAUUAGGCUUAAUCUGUGGAAGACUUAAAGUGUUGAUCGGACUUUGGAAACUAAAAAAGUUCUUGAUGGAGAUUGCCAGUGGAUUCACAAGCUGUCUUUUCUUGAAGCCAAAAUAUUAAAGAACAAGUUUUUUUACUUCUAAGUAAUAAUAGAAAACUAAGUAUAGCUUGUACUGUGUUUUGGAUGAGUAGACUGGGGAUUAAGCAAAGGAUGUGUUGGAACAAAUUAUAUUGGAAUCAAAAUAGAAUAAAUGAUAUCUGCAUAGAUUUGUAUGUUGCUUAGUAGCACUGAUGCACUGAUUUCAAGAGCAGCUUGGUACUACCACUAAUUAAACACAAUUUUCAUCUAACAAUUUCUUUUUUUUUUUUUUUUUUUAAUCAUAAAGAAAUAAUAGUCGGGUCACCUUCCUGUUUCUGUUUUAUGUAAUAUAAAUAUGUUCAUCAUGAGGAACUCUGAAACUCUUCACAAAAACUAGUUCUGAAGUUCUUUGGAAAAUAGUUAUUUUUUCCUAAUUUUAAGAAACAAAGAAACUAAUUCAGUUGGAGUUGGAUAGUGUCACAUGGUAAGGCAAGUGAUCAGAUUUGGAAGUGAAACUUAAUUCUGCACUUUAAUCAAUGAGUCUUGCCUCUAGUAAGCUAACAGCCUUGGGAUGGAGAUACAUCUGUUGAGAAAGGAUAGGACCAAAUGCAGUGUUCUGUGGGAGAAAAAUACAGCCCCUAAAUGCAUGCUUGUAUUUUCUCUCUUGCUAUUGCGAGAAUACACAUUCUUUUUCUUAACUUUCUCAAUGCAUUGGCUUUUCAUGUAGACAGUCAAGGAGGAGAAGGAAUUUUACAGUUUUGAGAGUUAAAUAGGAUGAAGUGCUGAUUAAGUAAUAUACCAAAAAUCCUACUUAUUUCUUGGCAGGAAGCAGUCUGGAGAUAAACCUCUUAGCCAAGACUCUACCUGUGUUACCUAGAUAGGAUCACAGAACAUGACAGGUUCAAGUCUCAGACUACAGUCCAAGCAUGUGCUUUUCCUUAUCACUGAUCUUCAGUCCUAAACUUCAUAGUCUUCCUGCAAAAUGUGAUACUUCUGAAUGAAGAAGAGUGAGUAUGGAGAAUCACAUAAGUGCGAGAAGUCAGUUCCACAGGCUAAUGGGUCUUCAGUCUCAGCCCUGCCGUUUGUUACAGUUGUGUGGUUGUCCUAAGCUGUUGCUUUUCAGGGUGAGUAAACUAUUCACUGGUAUUUUAUAGGACUUAUUUUAAAGAUGGAUCCAAAUUCUGAGAUUAGAUGUCACAAGAAAACAGAUAUAUGGUCCAAAUCGAAAAAAAUCAACAAUUUAUAAGUGGAGUGAUUAAGCAAUAAUUUUAGAGAAUCUUAUUCAAAAAAAUGUGUUGGUUGUAUAUUGACAUAGCACUCCUGCUAAUGUGCUGACUAAAGCCUUAGAUUAUGUAAGCAUCCAAGUGUGAGGAUGUGUCUGAGUAGCUCUGGAAAAGAGUUAGAUGUAAGUCAUCACUGUUACAUUCUUGGCAAAAUCCCACCUAUUUUUGUGCUGAGUUAUUUCUGAUCUCUUACUGAGGAUCUAGUUAACACUCAAGACUACACACAAUUCUGGGCUGUUUUUUUGUUGUUGUUUUUUGUAAACAGAGAAAGGCAUGGAUGACCAGACAUGUGGUGUUCUUGCUCUAUUGGGCUAGUAUCUUCUUUACAUAUUUUGUAACAGCAUGGGAGGACAGGCUUCUGUUCUCAUCUGCCAGGUAUUAUGAUGCUCUGCUGUCACUGAAUACUUUAGCUGGGUCACCUUCAGGGGAUUUGCUAGUACAAGUUCUGAACACUUUAGCUUUUGUUCUUAUGUUACUUUUGUGAGCAAAUUCAAAUUCCAUGGAGUCUUUCAGAUGGUAGGGGAGUAGAAUAUACAAAAAAUGUCACUGUUCAAUUCAAGUUCAGUGUUAGUUCAGGGAUUUGAAAGUUGAGUUCUCUUUUCUCCCUUUCUAUUCUCUGAUAUUGUUGUUACUACUCUGGAUUUUUUCCCUUAUUUUUAGACCCUUCUGCAGUCACAAACCCAUCUUCUAGAAAAGAAGCACAGAAGUCUCUGUAUUCAAUGAUGAUGCAUACCAGAUUAGCUGCAGGAAUGCUGUCACAUCCAAGAAUGUCCAGCCUGUUUCUGGUCUUUAAGGGCCAACCUGCUGCUGGUUGGGGUGGGUUUUGAGGGGUUUUUUUUGUUGUUCUGUUUUUCUUUUCUUUUAGUCCUACACUGGUUUUACCUUCCCUGGUCUACUUUCACCAGAAGACUAGGUAGAACACUGAUAACACUCUUAUCAGAGCUGGGGUUUUUUGCUUCUAACAUGCUGGUAACUUACUGUUAAACACGUUCUUUACCUCAAUUUUUGCCAAAAUAUGGAGUGUAGGUGUAAAUCCAGUUUUCCAUAAAUCGUGAGAGAAUGGCAACUGCUUUUAGAUGAAUAUUCUAAAGAUUUUUGAAAUAUGUCAAGUGAACUUGUAAGCAAUCUGGAAUAACAGGCUAUGUAUAUUGACUUGUUUCUUGGGAACCUUGCACAAUGUGUUCUGCACACUCAGGUGUUCUACUGUGGGGAAGUCAACUCAUUGAACAAGAAACACAAGAGUAAGGAGAUGGCUUGGCUCUGAUGUUUCAGUAGUUUGGGGGGAAUGUACAUUCUGUGUUUUAAUUGCUAAUUGAGUCCAGAGUUUGCCUAAUUUUAAUACCUGAUCUUACUGCUAAAUCACAGAAUGGGUCAGGUUGGAAAGGUUCACACCUGGGUCAUUUGGUCAAACCUCCCUGCUCCUAGAGCACAUGGGACAGGAUUGUGUCCAGAUGGUUCUUGAAUAUCUCCACUAUGGGAGACUCCACAGCCUCUCUGGGCAACUGUUAUGGUGCUCAGUCACGCACACUAAGUAAAGAACUUCCUCGUAAUCAGCUGGAACCUCCUGGGCAUCAGUUUCUGUCAUUUGCCUCUUGUGAUAGUGUUCAACACCACCAAGAAAAGCCUGGUUACAUCCGCUUGACACUCUUCAGAUACUUACAGACACUGAUGGGGUUCCCUCUCAGUCUUCGCCAGUCUAAACAGGCCCAGCUCCCUCAGCUUAUUCUCGUAAGUGAGGUGUUCCACUCAUCUUUCUUGUCCUCUGCUGGACCCACUCCAGGAGCUCCAUGUCUUCCUUGUUCUGAGGAACCCAGAACUAUUCUUCCCCAGGUGCAGGGCCCUGCAUUUGCCUUUGUUGAAUUUCAGAAGGUUCCUCUCUGCCCAUCCCUCCACUCCAGCGAGAUCCAUCUAAAGGGCUACAGAACAUUCUGGGGUAUUGGCUGCUCCUCCUGCCUUUGUGUCAUUAGUGAACUUGCUUAGGAGGCACUAUGUCAACCACCACUCCAAACAAGAGACUAUGAUUAAGUCACUUCUAAGCAUUAUGUAUUAUAAUUCUAUUGUUUGCUGUUUACAUACUCUGGCAGCUUUGCCUCUUAGGACCUGGGUCAAAUGUGGAAGCUAGAAAUCUCACAGUUUUAUACAUGUCAAAGUUCUAGCUACUCUGUUCAAAUACUAGAAUAAAUUUUUAUAAAAUAGAGAUUUAAGAGACCUUCAGGUAAAAUUCAGUUAAAACUCUGGCAACAAAGUCAGGUAUCACAGCCUUAAUUAUUCUGAACGUUAAAUACUGUAAUGUUAAACUUACAAUAAAAGUUUUAGGAUUUUAAUAUAUCUUGUAGUUGUCUAACAGAUACAGUUGGGCAUUGCAGGACUUCUUGAGUGAAUACAGAAUUGUGUUGAAAGUGUAUGCAGUACAAUACUGAAGGACAAACUUUUUAUCUUCAUGUGCAGUGAUUUGAGCUUUUCCUGUUCAACAGCAGUAGUUCUUGGAGCUACCUUCACUAAAAUGGGCUUUAAAAACCUAUUGCAUAUCUGGCUUUUGAGAAUGCCAUGUUUUGGUCAGAUACCUGCUAACAGCACAUUUCUAUGAGUAAUAAGCUAUAAAGGGAGCCUAUAUUUCAAUAAUAAGGGAAUACCUCAACAUAAAGAACUGUGUUCUUUAGUCUUCAGAAAGGAAAUAAAUUCAUCUGAAUAACCUUAGCAACAGAUUUAGUCCCUUGCCUGAAUUCAGUUUUUAUUUCUGGUGGACCUAUAAGGUUUUUUCAUUAGCUUCUUUACAGAUUGAAUUGUAUCAAAAGACUAGAACAUUUUAUUUUAACAUUUAACAUUAUUUGAUUUGCUGGUUUCAGGUGCUUUACUGGCAAUUUAAAUAAUAUAAGUAAAUUUGAAUGUUUAUUUUAUCUUCUUGUCACCACACUCUGGCAGCUCUCUGAAUUCAGGGUUUGCAGUACACUUGGCUCUGUAUCUUUGGCAUAUUUUUCAUGUGUCUUAGUAGUGCCAUAAGUUGACCUAAGCUGACUCACCUAACACACAUUCCUCCCUUCCCAAAUGAAUUGUCAGCGACUUACCUGUCCUUGGAGAAUUUUUCAGUCACUGUCUCUGUAGUAUAAAGGUGUAAAAGGUGACCAGCCAGCCUACAAGAUGCACUCAGCCUUCAGCCUGCACCCAGAAGCAGCCCCCAGCCUUGGCUGUGUUUGUGAUCUACUUGAGAGCUCUUGUGUGCAGGUCAGGGCAGUGUUCACAUAAAAGCAUUAAGUUAGCUGGUCAACAAUGAUGACAUUCUUGCCUUCACUGCAAAGGCUAUCUCGACUUUGUUACUGCGAUUUAAUUGUUGGUUCAUUUCAUUAAACAUCUUUCAUGCUGUGAACUGAUUCCCUGUCUUCAAAGAACGUGGCUCCCUGCCUUACUUGCUGAUUAUAUAAAGAGCUUUCCUUCCCUGCCUUCCUCCUUUUAUUUUCUGUUUCUGCUUUUUUAUUUUUAAUGAUACUGAUUAAUUUUAUUUCUCAGCUUUUUAGAAUCCAUUGCCAGUUACCACAUUUGUUUCUUAUAUAGUUACCAAUAAAAACGUCUGGCAAAUAGUUUUCCUUCUCUGCUUCAGAUGGUAAUCUUCUGUAAAGAAGGCUUCAGCUUUUGAUCCCAUUGCCGUCAGUGUCCCUUAGAGGCACAUUUUGAUACUAAACAGCAGCCUAAACCUAGUGAGGCCUUUCAGCAGUUUAGUUACAUUCAUCUGUGUCCUAUUUGAAAUUGCAGUGGGCCAAAUUUGCAAAGAUUUGCAGCAAGGCUACAAGAAAACCAUUUUAAAAGUUAAUAGAGAAUUCUUCUUAUCCUUUUUUUUCCAUUUCCUUAAAGAAAAGAAAUACAGGGGUAUAGCAUGCUCCCAUAUAAUUAACACAAUUGAUGAGAGUCUCAGGUUUUUUAGUUAAACACUUGUAGAUUCUUCCACAGCUGCAAAUACUGGAUUCAAGUAUAGGGGUAGGGAAGAUACAAGAAUCCCUUGAUCUCAGUGACAAAGUGACUCUUGAGUAAAUGAAGAACUCUAUUACAAAAAUCAGGAAAGGAAUCCUUUGUUACAUUCUCUGGUGUGAAAUAACAUUUCAUAACACCUGAGUGUUUAUUUGGAGGUGUUUCUCUGAUAAUGCCACAAAUACAUAUAGUACAAUGAAAGCAGUAGUAAUUAAUGCAAAAUUCCAAGGACUAAAACUCACAUAACAGAGGGCUGCUAAAUGAAGGCUCAAUAAAGAAAAUCUCGAUAUUUUAGUUGUAGAGCCAGUUACAAGGAGUUGCAUAAGCAGCACAAAGACCAUGCUUUGAAUUUGCAUAUCUUGCUCUUCUGCCUUUAUUUCUAGACAUGUCUAGUUGAACACAAUAUCAUCAUAUACAAUUUUAUAUUUUAAAGAUGUACAAUAACAUUGCCCAUUUUCAAACUGAUUUUGUGGCAGAAUAUUUGUGCGUUUUGUUUUCGUUGCUAACUUUGCGGCAUGAUUCUUUAGUUGGAGAAAACCCAUUCAAAGUUUCCCUUAAUGCCAUAUAGGUUACAGGCUAUGUUCAAAAUAUGAAAUACUUCUAAAAAGUGCAUUAAAAUCAGGGCUUUAAUUUAUAAAAAUUCGUAAAGAUUAAAAACCAGAAGGCUAGAUUCUGAACAGAAUAUAAUUUAUUGGGGUUUUUUUUUAAUUGAACUAUAGCAAUUUAUCAAACUGAGGAGCUGGCCUUUCCAAUAUAACAUUAAGAUAAAGCUUGCAGUUAAGGUUUCAGAGGUUGUUCAAAGACGGCAACUCCCUUCAGAGGAUAGUAACAAUACUGAAGUUCACCUAGUCACUUUUAAUAACAUGUUCACAGAACAGAAUGAAAAGCCAUUCCAGAAAAGCAGACUGAAUAAUAAAAAUCUAAUGAUGCUAAAUUGAGGUAUAUUUAUAUAAUACAGUUCUUUCUGUAGAUCUAUACUUGAAGUAGUGGGAAAUGCAAUCAAAGUAAACUUACAUUACUACCACUUUGCUCUACUAGAGUUCAAUUCUGCACUGUCUCUAAGCAGGUAAAAGCAGCCAUAUUAAUUAUAUUUUUAACUGCUGGCUUUAAAUAAAACUAAAAAAAAAAAAAAAAAAAAAAAAA